Vanessa atalanta (red admiral) is the source of this 996-nucleotide messenger RNA. Its product is annotated as circadian clock-controlled protein daywake-like. Lineage: Eukaryota; Metazoa; Arthropoda; Insecta; Lepidoptera; Nymphalidae. The coding region runs from base 152 to 901 and encodes 249 amino acids. The record is from RefSeq and is a predicted model, not a curated record. The transcript has 5 exons.
AUUUCGCGUUAAGGUCCACCUAUAACCGGUCGGCUACAAUGUCAGAUUGAAAGUUUAAUAUCUAUCGGUUAGACGAUAUAUAGCAGUUAUUUGCUCCGCGACCGGUGCAGAGGUGAAUCCACCGUACACAGACGAGUUAAAAUAAACAAUCAUGAUUUUAAGGGAGAUCUUCGGUAUUGUUUUGUGUAUUGUGUUCUGUUUUUGCGGCUUAGGCAAUGCGAAACUGGCGCCGGACUUCAUACAUCCCUGCAACGCAACCACAAGAGAAUGUUUGGUGAAAUCAACACAAGAUGCGAUCCCUGAAUUUGUGAAGGGCAUUCCACAUCUCGGCGUUCCAUCUUUAGACCCCUUUGUUAUCGAGAAACUUUCGAUACCUCUAAACGGUCUCAAAGUGACGUUCUAUCAAGGAAAAGUUACGGGCUUCAGGAAGUGCAUCGUUGACAAUGUUAUAUCAGAAUUGGAGAAAAGACAUUUCGUAUUGGAGUUCCACUGUAACUUAACCAUCAAAGGACAAUAUGAUGCCGUCGGAAAAAUCUUACUUUUCCCAAUCAACGGAGAAGGUGACGCUAAAGUAAAAUUAGUAAACCUCAGAAUGAAAGUUGACAUCAACACAAAGUAUAUCAAAGAUGAACAAGGAGUCAAUCACUUCGCCCUUAAAAACUACAAAUACUCAUUUGACUACGGAGAUCGUGUCAUGUUCGACCUAAAAAAUCUCUUUAAAGAAAGUCAAGAAUUAAGUGAAACAGUUUUAAAGUUCUUAAAUGAAAAUUGGAAGACGGUAGCAGAAGAAUUCGGGAAGCCUAUAGUUGAUUAUUCUGUUGAUUUAGCGAUACGUACGAUUGAAAAGUUCUUCCUAGUUGUUCCGUACGAAGAACUCAUAAACGUGCCUUUACCAAAAUAAUUUAAGACACCUUAUUUUGUUAUAAUAUAUAGUCUAUGAGAAAUAUUUAUAUAAUUUAGAACUAAAAUAUAAGUUUAGUCUACUUGGUUUUGUAA